AUGUCACAUCCGGCUAUUGUGGUUACGGGUGCUUCUCGUGGUAUAGGCCGUGCAGUAGCCGAAGCCUGUCUCAAGACUUUCAAUGCAAACGUGCUUGCAAUUGCGCGAACUGAGAAUGCUUUGAACUCUCUCAAGACAUACGCCGAAAAGGAAUUAAACGCGCAGGGGAGGGUAGAAACAGUUGUUGGAGAUGUUACAGAGGAAAGAGUCAUUGAUGAAGCAGUGGAAAAGUGUUUGAAACAUUGGGGAAGGAUCGAUGGACUUGUUAUUAACGCUGGUAUUCUCGAACCGAUGGAAACACUUGCAAACAUAGAUCUUGACGAAUGGCGUCGCAACAUUGAAGUAAAUCUAUUGUCUGCAGUAACUUUACUCAAAAAGACUAUCCCCCAUCUGCGAUCCGCGAACGGACGCGUGAUAGCGAUAUCUUCCGGUGCUUCCGUGAAGGCUAUACAUAGCUGGAGUGCUUAUUGCGUGUCCAAAUCUGCUAUUAAUAUGUUAAUACGGUGCUUAGCACUCGAAGAACCAGAUAUUGUGGCCGUCGCCAUUCGUCCAGGUGUUGUUGAUACUGCCAUGCAAACUGUUGUUAGAACAAAAGGAUCCAAUGUGAUGGCUGAGCAGGAUCAUAGCCGGUUCGUCGGUCUCCAUGCAUCCAAUCAACUCCUAUCGCCCGAGGACCCUGCACAUGUUAUCGCUGGAUUGGUUGUCGGUGGCGCUAAAAAGGAGCAUAGUGGAGGAUAUUAUAAUUGGAAUGUUGAGGAGUUUGCGGAAUUGAUGAGGAAGAAUGAGCAUUCCCGCUACGCAACACGAGUCAUUACCUAG
Paraglomus brasilianum is the source of this 819-nucleotide messenger RNA. Lineage: Eukaryota; Fungi; Glomeromycota; Glomeromycetes; Paraglomerales; Paraglomeraceae. The record is from the annotation of a GenBank genome assembly.